This is a messenger RNA of Onthophagus taurus, 2682 nucleotides long. It is a transcript of the gene Rhp, whose product is annotated as GTP-Rho-binding protein rhophilin. Gene Ontology annotation, molecular function: protein binding. NCBI's taxonomy places the organism in Eukaryota, Metazoa, Arthropoda, Insecta, Coleoptera, Scarabaeidae. The record is from RefSeq and is a predicted model, not a curated record. Gene Ontology annotation, biological process: negative regulation of stress fiber assembly; signal transduction.
GAAAUGAUAUAAAAUAAAAAAACAAACACCUAAAGCGGUAGAAAAUUAACCACAAACAGUUAGGAAUUCCAUGGCUUUAAUUGGAAGCCUACGGGCCGAGACCGUAACCCAUAGCAAUAAACACUAGACUUCGAUUACCAUACCUUGUUAAAAGAUAACAGUAGCAUCCAAACCAACAAUUCACCUCCUCCAAGCAGAUCCUUUCAAGUCACCCUACGGUACACAUAGUUUUAUUGCCCAACCACCCAAAACAAUCCCUUCCUUUCUUUCUGUUAUUAACUUCUUUCUCUUCUUCAUCGACCGAGAAACCAAUUGUAAUCGUCAAUCGAUUUUUUUUCUUUUCCUUCGCAACUUUAUUGCCUUCUCUGCUCCCAAGAAGAUUGUAUAACUGUGCCUCUCUUUGAGAUCCUUUCGGUUUUACGUUUUAACGCCGUUGUUUAUUCGGCGCGGGAGAUACUGUUAUAGCUGUUACAGUGAACGUUCGGCAAAAGAAGAGUUGGGUUUUUAAGAUUUCGAUUAAGUCUUUACAAGUCGUUGGUGCGGACGAAUAUGGUGAGAGCUUAUUGACGGUUAUCGGAGAACAACCGAAUGGUACAUUUUAUAAUUUAAUUAAACUAAAGUGAGAUUGUGGGACUUGAAAGGAAAUAAAUGGGACCGAUAACUAAAGUGAAUGAUGCUAAAGUGGGUUCCUGGAGUCAAAUAUAGUUCCGAAUUAAUUGCUAUUCCGGGCUCUGACCCGCGCAUAGCGACAUGCCGUGCGAAACUCCAGAACAAACGUUCGAAACUCAACCAGGAAAUCAACAAGGAACUACGCCUUAGAGCCGGUGCAGAGAACUUAUUUAAAGCGACCACGAAUCGAAAGCUAAAAGAAACCGUCGCCCUCGAGUUAAGUUUCGUUAAUUCGAACCUUCAACUACUCAAAGAACAACUCGCCGAACUCAAUUCUUCGGUCGAACUGUACCAACACGACAAUACAAACGAUGUUAUGCCUAUGAUACCAUUAGGACUUAAAGAAACAAAGGAAAUCGAUUUUAGGGAUUCGUUCAAAGAUUUUAUUUUAGAACAUUACAGCGAAGACGCUUCUCAAUAUGAAGACGCAAUAGCUGAUUUUAUGGACACAAGACAAGCAAUGAGAACUCCGUUGCGUGAUAGUGCCGGAAUCGGUCUUCUCUUCAGAUACUACAACCAGUUGUAUUUCGUGGAAAGAAGAUUUUUCUCGCCGGAUCGAUCUUUGGGAAUUUACUUCGAAUGGUUCGAUUCCUUAACCGGAGUACCGUCAUGCCAACGAACGGUCGCCUUCGAAAAAGCGUGCGUCCUCUUUAACAUCGGCGCGGUUUACACGCAAAUAGGCGCCAAACAAGAUCGUACCACAGCAAAGGGACUCGAUGCCGCCGUUGAUAGUUUCUUAAGAGCCGCUGGAACAUUUAGAUAUAUCAACGAAAACUUUACGAAUGCUCCUUCUAUGGAUUUAGGGCCCGAUAUGCUAGAAAUGCUUAUACAACUCAUGUUGACUCAAGCAAGAGAAUGUUUAUUAGAAAAACUCGACCUUCAAUCACAAGAAAAACGUUCAAUUGAUAUUUGUUUCGAUUUGGCACAAGAAGCUCAACAUCUCUCAGAUUGUUAUAAUCACGUUCAUAAACUUAUCGCGCAUCCAUCGGUAAAAGAUUACGUUCCAUACAGUUGGACGGCCGUUGUUCAAGUGAAACGUGAGUUUUACGGCGCGAUGGCCCAUUUUCACGCUGCCAAAGGUAUUCUGGACAAAGAAGCGGCGAAUAUGUCGGCUGCAACUAAAGAGGUCAUGGAAUAUCUGCAUGUAGAAAGCGCAUCUACACAACUUGACAUCAGAAUACCAAAAGACGAUACUGAAAGAAAGUUAUUAGGAAAAGCCCAUUUAAGAGAAGCUUUACUUCUUCAUGAAGAAUGCCAAAGACUUCACAGAAUGUGUAGAGAAUUAAAAGGCAAACAUGCCUUAAUAAACGUUCUUAGGACGGCCCAUCGAAAUAUAUUACAUUCUUAUACAUCACAAGAACACGAAAAUGAUUUUCGAGAAAUUUUAGAUCCACCUGAAAUUCAAGCUGCCACAAAAUUUCAACUGUCUCUUACCUCACCAGACUUUACACAACACCGAGUAAAUGAUUUGUUCAAAAAUUUAGGACCAAUCGCAAUAUUUUCAGCUAAGAGACACUGGACGGCACCGAGAUUAAUCCAAUUAUAUCGAGGAAGAGUUACCGAAGGAUUUGGAUUUUCUGUUAGAGGAGAUGCUCCAGUUAUUGUCGCGAUUGUUGAAACAAAUUCUUUAGCAGAGUAUGGUGGUGUUAAAGAAGGUGACUUCAUAGUGGCUAUUGGAGAUGUAGAUGUAAAAUGGUCGUGUCACGAUGAAGUAGUGGCUCUUAUUAAAAAUCACGGGGAUACUUUAAGUUUAAAAUUGGUUACACCAAUGGAUAGGAAUUAUUUGAAGCCUUCUAAAACAACAAAAAGUACGGUAUCGACUCAUAGUAGCAGUUCAGGUGUGUCUAGUGAAAUGUCGAGUCCUUCGGGUUCAAUUGCUCAACAUAAUCAUCACAAUAAGAGACUGUCUUGGAAUCCGUUUAAAAGGAACUCAUCGCGAAACGCUAAAGAUAUGUACGAUAAUAUUAUAUUUAGAUAGAAAAAGGAAAAGUAAGUUAUUAUAAAAUUAGAUUU